CAUCCAUACAGCCUCUCCAUUGCCUCAACAUUGCAAUCCGCGGGGCACAGCCGACGUCAUCUUUAAUCAGAAAAAUAUGCGGGUUCUUCGGAGCAGCAAGCCAUGCUCCUUCAGUUCCUCAAACUCCCGUGAAUCAAGUGUCAACAAACAGCGUCUGUUCAAAAUGCCGCUGCCUGACCUGAAAAAUAUGCGGGUUCUUCGGAGCAGCAAGCCAUGCUCCUUCAGUUCCUCAAACUCCCGUGAAUCAAGUGUCAACAAACAGCGUCUGUUCAAAAUGCCGCUGCCUGACCUGAAAAAUAUGCGGAUUCUUCGGAGCAGCAAGCCAUGCUCCUUCAGUUCCUUAAACUCUGGCAAAUCAAGUGUCAACAAACAGCGUCCGUUCAAAAUGCCGCUUCCUGACCUGAAAAAUAUGCGGGUGCUUCGGAGCAGCAAGCCCCUCCUAUUGCCACGCUCCUUCAAUUCCUCAAACUCCCGCAAAUCAAGUGUCAACAGACAGCGUCCGUUCAAAAUGCAGGUGCCUGACCUGAAAAAUAUGCGGGUUCUUCGGAGCAGCAAGCCACACUCCUUCAAUUCCUCAAACUCCCGCAAAUCAAGUGUCAACAAACAGCGUCCGUUCAAAAUGCCGCUUCCUGACAUGUUUCAGACAGAGGCAUUGCACCGUGAUAUCCUCAACAGGAAUAAAACAGCAUUCAACCAGGUUAUUGAGCGGUACAUUUCCCUGGCACACGGACUUCCUCCUCCACUAGAUGAAUGUCCCUACCAGUCUCCACACAACAGCAAAAACAAACCAAGUUCAACUCCCUUAUACCCCCAGAAGAACCUUUCCAGGACAGAUGCAACCAUAAAAACCAGCACUGUCUCCCCAGCGAUCUCAUUGAGGCAAGAUUCAUGUUGUGAUGAGGAUGAUCUUGUUAGAGAAGUGGAGGAAUCACUGCAGAGGAGGAAACAACAGCUUGGGUUAAGUGAUGACUUUAUAUGUGAGGAGAUAGAGGAUAAUGAGGUUGAUGAGGAUGACCCCACUUGGGAUGGCUCUCAUUACCAUGCCAGGGUGAAUUUACCCACCAGAUUGCAUAAAAAGAGAAAACUUUUUGAUAAUCUUAUUACAAACACAGUGGGGUCAUCUGAUGAAAACAAGUCUCGAAAGAAAGCAAAAGCACCUGUGGAUGAAGUAAGCCUUUCCCAAAACAAAACUGCUGAUUUGAGGAAGCUUUCUGUGCAGGACAGGCUUUCAGAUGUGAGCAACUUACCUAGAAGAAGAGGUAGACCUCCCAAAAGAAAGUCAGUGCUGGAGGUGAAUGAUGAGGGUAAUAUAUCAAAGAAAAGAUGUAGAUUGCCCAAACAAAAGUCAGUGCAGAAGGUGAGCGUUGAGGGUGAUACAUCAAGGAAGAGAGGUAGACAGCCCAAAGCAAAAGUGGCAGCAGAGAGUCAAGGAAAUCUGAGACAGAACAACCCAAGGAAUGAACCCAAACGGAGGGGCAGGCCACCCAAGAAGAAUAAAACAUUGAGUCUGAACCCCACCAAGGACGGAACCUCAAACAAAAGGUCAUCUGAUGAAAACAGUGAACCCAAACGGAGGGGCAGGCCACCCAAGAAGAAUAAAACGUUGAGUCUGAACCCCACCAAGGACGGAACCUCAAACAAAAGGUCACCUGAUGAAAACAAAGAACCCAAACGGAGAGGCAGGCCACCCAAGAAGAAUAAAACAUUGAGUGUGAACCCCACCAAGGACGGAACCUCAAACAAAAGAUCAUCUGAUGAAAACAAAGAACCCAAACGGAGAGGCAGGCCACCCAAGAAGAAUAAAACGUUGAGUCUGAACCCCACCAAGGGCAAAACCUCAAACAAAAGGUCAUCUGAUGAAAACAAUGUGCCACAAAAGAGAGGCAGACCAUUCAAACAGAAAGCAACAGGGACUCUUAAGAUCCACACUCAAGACUGUAGUGUAGUGCUGAGAAGACUUGGUGGGGGCAGGGAGGGCAUCCAGUCUGUAAAUAAAACAAAUGAAACCAGGACACUGUGCAGUAUUAGAGGUGCAGAAGAGGAGGAGCAAAGACCUCAAGAGAGCAUUAAUGGUAUUGUGAAGUUGGUGAAGGAGGCAGUGGGAGGGACUGCUGGUAUUCUGCAUAGGGUUGAAUAUGGGAAGUAUAUAAUCUGCCUCCUUGACACCAUGGACACGAUGCUUAUCAUGGUAAAUCAAAACUCGCCCAGUGAAAGUAGUUCUGGCAAAGAAACAGAAGCAACUACAGGAAAGACUUCCAAAAAAGAGAAGAAAAAAGCCCAAGGAAGAAAACAGAGUACAAGAACUCAUACUGGCAGGAACAUGGAAGCAAACACACAAGUAGAACAAACUGUCAACAAAAUUACUAACAUAGAGAAAAGAAAAAAGGUAGAUCAAACAGCUAAAAAAACUAACAACAAAGAAAAAGAGAAAAAAAACAUAGAAAAACAGCAGACAGUGGAUAAGAAAGCAAGGAGUAGCACAAGAACUGAAUCCUCACUCCAUCAUAAGGCGAUGCAACAGUCUGAGUCAACUGUUGAACAUCCUACAGUGAAAAAGAGGGGACAGAAUAACAGACGAAAAAGGGAGCACAUCUCAAAUGCAGUCAAGUCACUGAAGAGACAAAGGAAUGAGUCAAGCGUGCCCGCUAAGGCUUCUGUUGCAACACACCUGGCUAUAGAUGCCAUGUUGUCACCUGGGCAGAAUAGCGGCAUUGUUCCCAGCAGUGAAGGCAAUGUGCAGAAGAGAUUACAUGUUGAUCCAGAUGCACGAACAGAUAAAGUUACAGGUCAGUUUAUGCAGCAUGAACCUAACACCGGUGAAUCACCAAAUCAGCCAAAAAAAGCACGUGACCUAGAAGUCUCUGACAGAAGUCUUUCUUCUGAUGGGUCAGAGUCAGAGUCACAGUAUGAAGACAGAUGGCUUACUGAUAGUGAUGAAGAUGACAUGAUUUCAGAAUUUAAUGCAACCCAGAAAAAGAAGAGCUUCCUCCAUCGGACACGAGAAAGGCUGAAAAGGAGGAAUUACAGACCAAAGCACAGAGAGUCAGUGAGCAAAGUUAUAUUCGAUUGUGACGAUGACAUCCUUAUUAUGGAACCGCCCAAGCCUGUGCCCAUGUCAGAAGACAAGAAAGACAACACAAAUUCUGAAAACAGCCAGAGCACAAAGGGGGUGCAGGGUAGACCCAUCAUUAGGAGAGCUGCAGGUGGACACCAGCGAACCCUGACCACUAGCAGCUCCUACAUCCAAGGCCUCAUCAGUAACUCCAUCAUGAAGAAUGUUCCAGAGAGGAUGACUUCGGCCUCAACCAGGGUACCAGUGGACGGUCAAACGGAGGAGGAACCUGACCCUGAGGACAUGUGGGAUCUCCUGCCAGCCCUCCCCCAGCGGUCCUCCAGCUCCCCUGCCGCAAGGGCUGCCAAGACCAGCCUGCAAGAAUCUGGCAUAACGGAGACUGCAGCCACUGCUCCAGAGAGGCCAGCAACUGUCACCAGCACCAACAUUAGUGGUGCAGUCAUCACAUCAAAGGCCUCCAAGUUAAAGAGGAGCUUCUGGACAAUCGACAGCAAUGAGGAGAAAGAGGAUAAAGACACAGAAGAGACAGAAUCACUCUUCAUGCCCACACUCCCCGUGGCCUCACAGCUGGUCCAAGACAGCACUGUGCUUCCCAACUACAGCUCCCUUGGCCCUGAGCAUUGGAUGUCAAUAGCUAGAGCUAUGGGGAAGCAAAAAAAGAACUACAUCCUGAGACCACUUUUUAGUGGUCAGUGGCUGCCACAAAAUAAUGUUCAAAAUAGAACACGCACAUCUCUAUGGGUGCAUGCACACAGGCCAUUUUUUUGUGGUCACCACCAAUCAGUGGCGAGUUGUGACGGGCGGAGCCAUUUUUCCGGCCACUCCACUGUGGCCGGCCACAGUGGCCAGCGAUAGAU
Eriocheir sinensis (Chinese mitten crab) is the source of this 3930-nucleotide messenger RNA. RefSeq lists its product as uncharacterized. Gene Ontology annotation, molecular function: DNA binding. The transcript has 10 exons. The record is from RefSeq and is a predicted model, not a curated record. NCBI's taxonomy places the organism in Eukaryota, Metazoa, Arthropoda, Malacostraca, Decapoda, Varunidae. The coding region runs from base 77 to 3928 and encodes 1283 amino acids.